This is a messenger RNA of Populus nigra (black poplar), 1559 nucleotides long. RefSeq lists its product as uncharacterized. Bases 75 to 1100 code for a protein of 341 amino acids. Gene Ontology annotation, biological process: nuclear pore organization. The record is from RefSeq and is a predicted model, not a curated record. The transcript is spliced from 5 exons. Gene Ontology annotation, cellular component: nuclear pore transmembrane ring. Gene Ontology annotation, molecular function: protein-macromolecule adaptor activity. NCBI's taxonomy places the organism in Eukaryota, Viridiplantae, Streptophyta, Magnoliopsida, Malpighiales, Salicaceae.
CUUCAACAAAAAAAAACAUGUAAAAUCAGUAAAUUGAUAAUACAAAAGUGACCCCCCUCUCUUUCUCAACCACGAUGUUAUUAAAGAAUAAGGAGUAUUUAUCGUUGUUCAAGAUGCGUCCUCUUUUCUAUAGCUUCAAGAUGGGACUUCCAUUGGCAAUUAAACGAGCUUUAAAGCUUUCUAAUGUGGCUUACUUAUGCUCAGCUGCGUUGCUAGUGUUUCUUCCAGAUCAAUUUAAAAGUGGAGGGACAAUGGGGCAGUUAAUCACUGAGCAGAUCAUUCUGUAUAUUGGGAGCUUUUCUGUGUUUCUCUGUUGGGAAUUGAGUCACCAUUUACACCAGGUGCUACACACAAAAAGGUACUUAUUUGCACCGCCGAAAGGUUCUGCAGCAGCAGAGACAAAUCCCAGUGGGCCUCUCCUUGCAGCCCUUAAGGAGAGCAUUCCGGAUUCUCUUCCGCAGUAUCUUGCAUAUCUUGAUCUUUGUAUGGUUUGUGAGAAUAAUGUAGAUGCUUGGUGCCGAGCUGCAUUUUUUGAAGAAACUGGUGAGACUUAUAAAAAAGUUGCUGCGUGCUUGAGGCCUCAGGAACAGCUUACAUCUAACUUGAGUGAAGUCUUGGAAGGUUGUUAUGUUGAUAAGGCACAUCAAUUAUCCAAUCAAUUGCAGUCGCCAACUGACUCUCAACUGGAUUCAAAACAUUAUGAAUCACUAAACAACUUUCAGUAUGCAUGGUGUGCCAAGGCAGUUGCCUUCUUGACUGCACGGUCACACGAGGAGGAUAGAUUUGGGGUUGCACAACUCACUGGUAGCAAUGCUGCUGUUCUCUCAACACUUAUCUCUAGCCUGCUUGCUAUUGAAGUUUUCAUGGAAAAGAAGACAAGCUCGCAACCCCAACAUUUGAUGGGGCCAGUUACUAUUAAAUGGAAUACUCCAGGUAUAGGAAGAAGAGAUGUUGCGACAGCAAAAAAGCGAGGUGAUCCUCUACAUGCAAAUACUUGUGCCAUGGCUGAUGUGCCAAGGAACUCAAUCUACGGCAUUGUGUCUACUUUCCAUAAUGAGAUGCUCAAGAGCACCAAAGCAGGUCUUCUUGAGAAGGAUUGAGUUACUAAAAGUAAAUCCCUUUUCGGAACCUAUGAGCUGCUCGUACAGAAACUGCAUCAUUUCCUGGAUUUCCGAGCUAGCUAGCGAGUUACUUGGUUGCUUGUGCUUGGCAUCAUCCAAGUAUUCUUGUGUCAUUUAGGGGAAACAGCAUCAAGGAGAUGAGCUUGUUUGUUGGCCUGGAGCUACUCACAAAGCUUUAACAGGUAACUUCAGUUUUGCUCUGGAGGAUAACUGAAAGUGCAACUAUAAAAUCAUGUUGCAUGAUUGGAAACCUCUCAAGGGUUGAGUUGAGAUGCAAAAUGAUUUGAAUCAAAUGGUAGGAGAUGUAAUGGCUACUGAGUGUUUGAUAUAAAUAGUUUCACAGGAUAAAUGUGACCUCUGAAAGACAACUGUUUGAACAUAUUUUCAGAAAACAAAAAAAACUAUUAAACCUCUGCGGGAAACAUCUUUUUAACCCCA